AUGCACAUCGGCGGCUGCCUGGCGCUGGCAGGGAAGGCAGGGAACGCGUUAUCCUGCCGAGCUGCCAGGCAGCCUCGGCGGGGCCGGCACCGACGGAGCAACUCCCGAGGCCGCAGGGAGCAGCCGAAAUUCCCGACACGGAGGCGGGGCGUGUGUGUUAUGUGCGGACAAGGGGGCGGCACCCCGCGGGCACCGGGUGGGGCCGGGGGUUCCCGCCGCGCGCUGGGAAGGUGCGCUCCAGUCCUUACCUUCUCCCGGGAGCACGGCAGCGGGACGCGUCCUCCUCCUCCUCCUGCUGCUGCUGCUGUCUGUGGACGGCGCGGCCGCGGGGAAUCGGGCAGGGCAGCGAGUGCCGCCCGCAGUGCUCAGGGGCUGAGGCUCAGCCGCGGCUCCGGGGAUUGCAAACACCCCGCCCGCCCGCCCUUUUUUCUUUCUUUCUUUCCUUCUUUCUUUUUUCCUUCCUUCCUUCCUUCCUUUCUUUCCUUCACCUUCCUUCCUCCCUUCCUUCUCUCCCCGUCUCUCUCUUCUUCCCUCUCUCCCUCCCUCCUUUCCUCACACCCCGCGCCGCCGCUCGGCUCCCCCCGCCCCCCUCCCAGCGGCGCUCCCAUUGGCCGCGCGCCGCCCACGUGGGCCUCGCGCAGGGCACGGGACGCGGGCGAGCGGUGCCGCUGCCAACGACAGAGCGCUCGGGGCGAGGUGGGCAGCGCACCGCUUCUCGCCAUUCCCAGUGCCGUCCCCAUCCCGAAGGAGACGGGCGCGAACGCCCGCAGGGCGACGGGAAAUAACGGGUUCGCGGGAUGCCACACACGGACGGGGCUGGGACGAGGACUAGGGCGCGAGCAAUGCGCAUGCGCGUCGGGGGGGUUGCGGGGGGCAGCCGCGCAUCCUCUUGGGCUGCGGCCGCUGGAACCUUCUGGAAAUGGCGGCGGCGGCGGCUCUGGCUGGUCACGGCGAGGUGGCGGACGAGAGCUUUUCCGGUCCGUGCCGCGGGACGGGAGCCGACCUACAGCCACCAGCGCGCCCCGCUUCGCCUCGCCCUGUCCUGCCGCUGCCGCCCCCUCCCCGGGGAGGGGUUUUUCCGGCGGUGAUGGCGCAGUGAGUUUUGACUAUCGGGCGCUGUGCGCGUGCGCGGCGGGCGCUGCCCCUCCCGUUCCAUCCUGUGUUGUCUCCCGUCACCGGGCGCUAGCGGGUACGGAGGGACUGCGGCUAAAGGCCCCGCAGUUUUUGGGAGAAGCCCCCGGACGCAGGUUUGUUGCUUCUGCAAUAAACAUUGAAAGAAUUUUCAAGGACAGAUCAAAAGAUGCAACUUUUCAUCUCUCAUUGACUGUAAGUGGACACUUUCAGGGAGACACUUUAUACAGUCUAUAG
Molecule: messenger RNA, 1368 nt
Organism: Pyrgilauda ruficollis (rufous-necked snowfinch)
Lineage: Eukaryota; Metazoa; Chordata; Aves; Passeriformes; Passeridae
Product: translation initiation factor IF-2-like
Exons: 3
Coding region: 1-1368 (455 amino acids)
Source: RefSeq, a predicted model, not a curated record